AUGCCCGAAUCGGAUGAUGGCGACGAUUUUGAGGAUGACCUAUCUGGCCUACAGUUUGUUGAUUUGGUUAACAAAUUAUCGGAAAUUGUUCAGGAAGUGUAUGCCAACCCACCAUCCAAGAAAACCAAACUCCAUGCUGUUCUCACCAAACACAAGGACGCACUGGAGCAAAUCCCUUUCUUAUUAAAAGAUCACCACAUCCGCCUCUACGAAAAUGCCCUGAAGACGGAAACCGAGCUCGGCCAUGAAAAAGAACGUGUGAUACAGCUAACUCGCAGGAAUCACGAAGAUACCGGCACCCUGAUCAUCGGCCAUUGCGACAAAGAGAAAUGGCUGCCCACCAACAAUCCCGUGCCACAAAAAUCCUAUGCUGCAAUCGCCAAAGAACCCCUGCCUGCAGUAAUACUCCAGCCGAAAAAUAAAGCGUCCCUGCCACCCCACCAAUCCCGUACAACACCGAAUGAAUUGUCCAAACUAUCAAACGCCCUUAACACAGCCAUCCCUGCUGGCGCUGCGAAUCUCAACGUGACUGACAUCCGUCCCAUCGGUGGUAAGCGUGUCCUACUUCAGUUCAAAAAUGCCGACAGUGCCGAAAAUGGCAAAGUUGGCCUGUCAUCUGAUGUGAAACCCGACCAAAAGGACAGCAAAGGCAGUGAUAACACAUACCAAGUGGCGCUUGGAGCUAUACAGAACGAAGAGAGCUCCAGCGGUGACGGAAAGGAAACUCCCGCGUCUACGGCGAGAGGCAAUCCGAUGAACCAGAAAAAGGUCACCGGGGAGGAAAUACCCACAGGGAAAGGAGUGGAACUAGUCGGAGCAUCACAGUCGGAUGCUACCACUAUCGGAACUACUGAACAGGAUAAAAAUGUAAACCUGGUUCAGUCGGAAGCUGACAGGACAAAGGUCACAGAAAUGGAAUUGGCUGAACUGGGAUUGGAUGACCUUUCACUGCACGAUAAGACUGUCGGUGAUGACCUUUGGGCAACUCCGAUGGUCUCAGACGAAUCGAACGAGUCAUACUUCACGGAUGAUGAAGCGACAAUGAAUAUGUCCUUCCAGACCGCGAUGAAAGAAGCUGACCAUGCCGAAGGGAUGACACCGUUUAAGGACAUACCCGAGCACCUUAUUGAAAGGACACAGUCUGGGAAGGUCAUCAAUGUUAGACCGUCAUCACCGAACAGUCCCACGUCAACUCUGAAGAGACGCGUGAAGGAGCUGGAAGAGGAACUCGAAGCCAAGGAAGGCCUGGUGACGAAAAGGAAACAGGAAUAUCAAAAUCGGAUAGGAACUCUGGAUGCUCGUAUCUAUGAACUGGAGCAACAACAGGCCGACUUGGAAAGCGCAGCGGAUGAAUGGAAGAUUAAAUACGAGCGUCAAAAAGAACUCGCUGAAGAGUACCUCAAAAUGGUAGAUGACAGAGAAAUGGAAGGUCAUCUUGCGGUUAGCGAGUUGAACGAGAGUAUGUCAGAAGAAUCAGCUGAAAGGUCACGACACUUAGCCGAAUUGAAGGACGAGUGUGACCAGUUGCGUCAAAAGGUCACUGAAGCUGAAACUAAACGGGACGAAUACGCGACCAAAUUCGCAGAGGUCACACAACGGUUAACGACAUUGGCAACGGAGACGUUCAAACUAAGGAAUGACCUGAAGCUACGGGAGGAGGCUGUCAGUACUCUGCAACUAGAAUCGAAAGGUCAUCAGGAACGGGCGGACGAAGCUGAGAAGUUGCGCAAUGAUGCAAUCAAAGCGAUGCGAGAGGCAAGAGACAUCACAGCUACUGAAGGAGAACGCCUGAAAGAAGAAAUCAAAAAGGUCAACCAAGAGAACGAAAAGGUCACAGAAGACAUUGAAAAGGUCACUAAGGAAGGACUCAAAUGGCAGAAGGAAGCACGGCGACUGGACACGAUGGUCACAACAUUGGAGUUGAAGGACAAAGAGUGGCAACAACAGGUCGCUCAAAAGAGUCAGGAAAUUGCAAAGUUGAACACUGACCUCGUCGAGAUGACCACCACAGCAUUGGCAAAAGAUGAUGAGUUGAUCGCAAUCAAGGAUCAGCUGAGAUCAGCCGCUGGGCAGUAUCAGCAACUCGAAAAAGAAACGAGUGAGCUGGUCGAGCACAUCAAAAAAAUGGAACGGGAAAAUGAAAAGGUCACCCAGCAGGAGUCUUUUAAACUGCAGGAACACUUACGAAAGGUCAACCUGGAAAAUUCUGAUCUAAAGAGGGAAAGAGAAGAACUUCAACUGAGAACUAAACGAUUGGAAGAUGAGAACAAGGCGCUCCAGACGUCUAACAAGCACAAAGAUGAACAACUCCUACAAUACGGAGUUAAAACGGCAACAGUGGAGUCCCCUCCGCCCAGUUACAGCAAGGCGCAUGAAACGGGCACGGGCAAAAGCUUCCACUUUGAGAUGCCGCUACGAACCGGCACCGGUAAGGGGAGUGUUAAAAAUGAAAGAGAUGGCGAAAAGGUCAAAGACGACAAAGAGCCACCUUCGGAAAGUUACCCGCAUAUGAGUCGAGGUGAUCCUUCACAAUUUCCCCCGCACAUUGAAACGAAUGUGUUUAUCGACGAAGGACGACGAGACAGACCCCCCAGCCGGCAGGAACGUCCAAGGAAGUCUCGUUAUGGGAAGGCGCAACGAACUCACAAUGAUGAUGAGAGUAGCGAAGAAGACGAGGACCAGAGAGCAGCCAACACAGCGGUACAAUUAACAAAGGCACUCAAUUCGAUGGCUCGGAAAACACCCCUCAUGACCUUUGACGGCAGCCGCGACACUGUGAGUGGAUGGACACGGUUGGUAAAAGAAACCCAAAGGACGUACCAGCUGACGGACGACCAAAUUAUGAUUGAGAUUGCUAGUGCGGUGAAAGGUCCUGCUAAAACUUGGUUCGAAGGCGAAAAAGACAUCGCAGCAGAAGACGGAAUUGAAUAUUCAAUAACUGAAUGGAUGGAGAAAUUCAAAGAUGAAUAUGGCGAUAGAGACGAAGAAGUCUUAGGCUUACGUGAGGCCUAUGCAAGGAAAUUCGAACUCGGGAAAGAAUCGCUUGAUCAGUAUUACCAGGCGAUGAUGCGAUUUAAAGCAAAACGGAUCAUCACAGAGAAACAAGCUGUGGGUUUCCUAAUUGAAGGAUGUAGAGGGGAUAACGAACUCUACAAGGCAUUGCGCAUACAGAAGUGCAAGACGCCAACAGACGUGAAAGACUUCUUCCGACAUUGGGCCACUGGCGAAGAGAAAUACAAGGCGCCAAAAGGUCAACGCACCCAGGAUUACGUGACGAUCCGCCAAGGUCAAGUUGAAAACGUGCCGCAACAGAGAAUGGCAGCUGCGCCAGCCCAGCAGCCGGUUGAGUACCGCGUGGAGACUCCGGUUAGAGAGGUCACCGAAAAGGUGACCUUUAUCGACAGAUAA
Paramacrobiotus metropolitanus is the source of this 3408-nucleotide messenger RNA. Its product is annotated as myosin-7-like. Bases 1 to 3408 code for a protein of 1135 amino acids. The record is from RefSeq and is a predicted model, not a curated record. The transcript has 4 exons. NCBI's taxonomy places the organism in Eukaryota, Metazoa, Tardigrada, Eutardigrada, Parachela, Macrobiotidae.